CAAAAAUAAAAAUAGAAUAUAAAAAGCAAAAAUAAUCUUCAGUAUUUAAUCGUGGUGGAUAAAGUAAAGAACAGAAAAGCAAUGGAAAGUACUGGGACUGAUCGCGGAUCUGAAAUUGCGGGCCUUGUUGAAUAUGUGAAGAAAAUUACUUUUUUAUAUUCUUUAGAUCAUCGCGACUGGAAUGCAAAAGUGAUAAACGUGAUACGCAUUUGGUUAAUCAAUUCAAAAGAAUUAGUUCUUACAAUAUUUUACGAUUGCGAUGUUCUCACUGGUUGCCUUGGAUUUCCUGUGGCAUCGGUUAUUGAUUUAUGCUACUUUAUUCGCACCUCUAAAGAAAUAAUAUCUAUUCAUUCUUUUCACGACAUGGUUAACUUCGGCACUGUGCAAGAUGAUGUUGAUGGCUGCCUAUUGAAAAUUUUAGAGCUUAUAUAUGCUCCCAUAUUUCGAAAUUUUAUGGAAUGGGGAGACAAUGUGAAGCAACGAUUCUGUACGUCCCUGGAUAAAUUUCUAGGAAUCUUAACAGCAAUAUAUUUUAAAAUGUCUGGAAUGACAGUUCUUUAUGUCCCUUAUGUAGUCAAAGAAAUAGCAAAAGAGAUUUCCUCGUACGACAGAGAAUUUGUCAAGAACUUGGAAUGUAUUGCGGUGUCGUGGGCUACGCUUAUUCGAAUUCUUUUAAAUGACAAGACCCUUACCAGUCCAAACGAAUAUAUUAGUGUUGGGGAUGAGUUCGAGUUCUGGCUAUAUCGAUGCAAGUCUUCUUGGGGCGCAGCUAAAUGGUUUUGACGUUUCUAAACAAAGUUUUAUUUCGCAUUUGACUAAAGGCUCGGUAGGCUUA
Messenger RNA from Drosophila mauritiana, 835 nucleotides. RefSeq names its product dynein heavy chain 2, axonemal-like. The record is from RefSeq and is a predicted model, not a curated record. NCBI's taxonomy places the organism in Eukaryota, Metazoa, Arthropoda, Insecta, Diptera, Drosophilidae. The coding region runs from base 82 to 783 and encodes 233 amino acids. The transcript is spliced from 3 exons.